Messenger RNA from Naegleria fowleri, 789 nucleotides. The record is from the annotation of a RefSeq genome assembly. NCBI's taxonomy places the organism in Eukaryota, Heterolobosea, Eutetramitea, Acrasida, Naegleriidae.
AUGUUAUUUGAUUUAAUGCUUUCAAUAGGAAUUCAUAUAGGUAACAUUAGAUUUAUUUUACAUAGUUUCUAUAAACCUUUUAUAGUAGGUUACCGUAAUAAUUAUUGUAUUUUUGAUAUAAAUAAAAUAAUAUUUUUUUUUAAGAGAGCACUUUUUUUUUUUUAUAAUUUAGGGCUUAUGAAUAAUCUAUAUCUUUUUUAUAUGCAUAGCAAUAUGCAAUUAAAUAUUUCUUAUUUACUUUAUUUUAUAAAAGAAAUUAAUAGUACUCGGAAUAUGGUAUUCACUGAGCGUUGGAGUUAUGGUCAACUUUCAAAUACGUAUACGUCUUGUAGUAUUUUAUUUACAGAUAUUUUUACAUUUAAAGAAACAAAUAAGAACUAUAAGAGUUAUUUACCAUACAAUAAAAUUAAUUUUUAUAAUUUUUUUUUUAGUUUGUUGCAUUUUACAUUUUAUAAAAGGAUACCUGGAAUGGAGUGGGAAACGCAUAUUAAAAGGAUAGAAAAAUAUUGGCGUUUCUUUUUAUUUUUUAAAUUUUAUAGAUAUUUGAAUAGAUUUCCAGAUGUUUUUUUAUUUUUUAGUACUUAUAAUUUUCCUAUUCCGGCGAUCGAAGCAAAAAAUUUAAAGAUACCAUGUGUCGGUAAUUUAGAUAUUGAUUUUAAAUAUUAUACCUACUUGAGUUAUCCAUUACUAGGCAAUUCACAAUCUGUUUUUAUUUUUUUAUUUUAUUUUAUUAUGCUUUCAUCUUUUUAUAAAAAAGGAAGAUUAUCGUUUUAUUCUUCGAUUUUGUAA